AAGGAACAAAGUUAUUGGAGUAUUUUUUUUCAGUUUUUCCUAAUAAAAAGGACGAAAGCGAUCGAUUCUGUAGAAAAAGAAAGAGAAUUAAAUUGAUUGAUUUAUUAUUAAAGGGAACAGAGAAAGAAGGAACACAGAUUCACACAAAAAUCCAAAUCAUCGAUGGCUAAAGCUGGCGGGGUUUGGAUUUUGCCGUUGAUCGCCGCCUGGUGGUGGCUGUCCACGGCGGCGACGGUGAGGGGUUCGAAUUCGACGACGAUUUACGACGAGCUUCGGGCGCAGGGUCUUCCGGUGGGGCUUCUUCCGAAGGGAAUUGCGAAGUACUCGUUCAACGGAACAAGUGGGGAAUUCGAGGUGUGGAUGCCGGAACCCUGCAACGCGAAGUUCGAGAACGAGGUGCACUACGAUUCCAACAUAAAGGGUAUCCUCGGAUUCGGUCGGAUCGGGAAAUUGUCCGGUAUGUCGGCGCAAGAACUUUUUUUGUGGUUUCCUGUUAAGGGCAUUCGUGUGGAUGUUCCCACCUCUGGUCUUAUACACUUUGAUGUCGGUGUUGCGGAUAAGCAGUUAUCUCUGUCCCUUUUUGAAGACCCUCCUGAUUGUAACCCUGAGGUUAAUGCUGGUAGUGAAGGUGUGCUGAGGGCUGCUUGGUAGAAGAUAAGAUAGCAUUGCAUCAUCAAUCGGUUCCUCUACCUGUGUACUAAGUUUGGUCUUCAUUCAUAUGUAUAUGUGUAUAUAUACAUAUAUGUAUGUAUAUACAUAUAUAUCUUGUACAGUGAGAUUUUUUUUUUUAUUUCUUUAUUUCUGUUUCGAUUGAAUGAAUCGCCUGUCUGAAGGGACAAAGGAUGAAAAUUUUUGAUGGCUGGAAGCAUGUUCUCAAAAUCUGUGACAGACAAAGGAUGUAGGGUUAGAGUGGUUUAGCUAAUAUUAUAUAAAGGUUUUAUUAUCUGUGUUUUGGUCUUUUA
Molecule: messenger RNA, 962 nt
Organism: Vigna unguiculata (cowpea)
Lineage: Eukaryota; Viridiplantae; Streptophyta; Magnoliopsida; Fabales; Fabaceae
Source: RefSeq, a predicted model, not a curated record